CUCUCAUUCAAGCAUCAGUCGCGUCUGCGCCGUUCUACGUCGGACAUCGGAUUACGGAUAGCUGAAUAUACGGAAUACGGAUUUCCGGCCUGUCUUCGCGAAAAAGGAUCGUUAUCAGAGCCCAUCGGAAAUGGCAACGGAUGUGCAAUCGUUUUACAAAGACAAAACUGUCUUCCUAACGGGCGGCAGUGGAUUCCUUGGAAAAGUGACCAUUGCGAAGCUGCUCUGCACCACCGAGGUGAAGCGCAUCUAUGUGCUGCUCCGCGCCAAACGCGGCCAGGAAAUGCGGGAGCGAUGCGCCGCCUGGGACAAGGAUCCGGUCUUCGGUAAUCUUAUGAAAAUAAAUCCCGAGGCUCUGAAGCGCGUGGUACCUUGCGGUGGCGAUUGCCAGGAGCCGGAUCUUGGCCUGAGCAACAGCGAUCGUCAGGUUUUGAUAGAUGAGGUGCAGAUUGUAAUCCACACGGCGGCCACAGUGCGUUUUGUGGAGCCGCUGCACAUCGCCCUGGCGGUGAACACCCGAGCCACCCUACUCAUGAUUCAACUGGCCAAGGAGAUGUCGCACUUGGAGUCCUUCGUCCAUGUGUCCACCGCGUACUCAAACUGCGUGGUGGAGCACGUCAGUGAACGCUUCUAUCCGGAGCACUUGACCUGCCCAGCCGAAAAGAUCCUGGAGCUGCUGGAAAGCAUUAGUCCCGAGCUGUUGGAUGAAAUGGCACCGGCGCUGAUGGGCAAGUAUCCCAACACGUAUACGUAUACCAAGGCUCUGGCGGAGCAGGUGCUCCAGAAGGAGGCGAAGGAUUUGCCGCUUACCAUUUUUCGUCCGGGUGUUAUAAUUGCCAGCUAUAAGGAGCCCAUGCCCGGCUGGAUCGACAACCUGUACGGACCCAUUGCAGUUCUCUACGGAGCAGCCUUCGGUAUACUGCAUAUCACACUGCUUAAUCUCAAGGCCCAGGCUGGAAUUGUACCCGUGGACUACUGCGUCAAUAUGGUGCUGACCUGCGCUUGGAACACGGCCCGGGAUACUAGCAUUAAGCUAUCGCCGGAGCCACCUAUCUACAAUUUUACGCCAAAUAAUGAUAACCUGAUAACCUGGGGUGGAUUUCGGGACAAGGCAGCGAGGCUGCGGUACACGUAUCCACUGACCAAGAUGAUGUGGUUGCCGUUUCUGCAUUGCACCACCAUUCCCUGGCUAUUCCGGUUCACGGCCAUCUUUUACCACCUGCUCCCCGGCUAUGGCAUUGAUAUGGCCUUGCGUUUAUGGGGCAAAAAGCCGCGCAUGAUCAAGCUGUACGACAAGAUCCACAAGAACAUUGAUAUUCUGGCACCCUUUGUGAUCACAUCCUGGUCCUUCGAUACCGUCAACACCCGCAAGUUGUGGGCCAAAAUGUCUGUCGAGGAUCAAAAGCUAUACGACUUCAAUAUGAGCAGCGUCGACUGGGAUGAUUACUUCCUGCAGGCACUGGCCGGAGUUCGCAUCUAUCUCGCCAAGGAGGAGCCAGGACAGGAGGUAGUGGAAAGGGGACGAAAGAUCUACAGGAGGUUUCAAUUUCUUCAUCGGCUGCUGCAGUUCACUCUUUAUAGCGUUGCUGCCUUAAUCUUGUGGUCAAUUUUAAAGCGCCUACUGGGCCUUUUUGUAUAAUAAUCACGAAUAAAGUAAAUUGGCUAUAAUUUA
Molecule: messenger RNA, 1672 nt
Organism: Drosophila simulans
Lineage: Eukaryota; Metazoa; Arthropoda; Insecta; Diptera; Drosophilidae
Product: fatty acyl-CoA reductase wat
Exons: 5
Coding region: 131-1639 (502 amino acids)
Biological process (GO): long-chain fatty-acyl-CoA metabolic process
Cellular component (GO): peroxisome
Molecular function (GO): alcohol-forming very long-chain fatty acyl-CoA reductase (NADP+) activity
Source: RefSeq, a predicted model, not a curated record